AUGCAGCUGACCAAGACUCUCCUCUUCGCCCUCGUCGGCACCGCCUUCGCCUCCCCCAUCGAGAAGCGUCAACUCUCCGUCAUUCAGGGCGCCGUCACCUCCGUCCAGGGAGCUCUUACCAAGCUCAACACCGCUGUCCAGGGUGUUGGUAACGAUGUUGCGUCCGCACAACCCAUUCUGGCUGCCUCUACUGAGGUCCAGAACACCCUGUCAAAGGCCGCCACCGACAUUCAGGGUGCUCAGCCUCUUCAGCUCCAGGAGGCUCUCGGACUCCAGCAGACCGCUACCGAUCUGACCUCGUCCGCAACCACCCUGAUUGACACUCUCGUCUCUAAGAAGCCCAACUUCGACCAGAUUGGUGUCUCCAGCGUUGUCCUCCAGAACCUCCAGCAACAGAAGACCGCCUCCGCCAGCCUGGGAACCGCCAUUGUCUCCAAGGUUCCCGCCAUUGGCCAGGGUAUCGCACAACAGAGCAUCGACCAGAUCACUGCUGCCCUCGACAAGGGCAUCCAGGCCUACUCCGCUGGUGGUGCCGCUCCCGCUGGUGGUGCGUAG
Molecule: messenger RNA, 555 nt
Organism: Colletotrichum acutatum
Lineage: Eukaryota; Fungi; Ascomycota; Sordariomycetes; Glomerellales; Glomerellaceae
Product: hydrophobic surface binding protein A-domain-containing protein
Exons: 2
Coding region: 1-555 (184 amino acids)
Cellular component (GO): extracellular region
Source: RefSeq, a predicted model, not a curated record